AUGAGUUCGCAAGUAUUACCCAAGAAAAGGGGGAUACAGAAUGGAAAUGGCAGAACACCUUCUGGUAGGGUUAGUUCUCUACACGAUCUUUCACAUAAAGGUAGGGUCAUCUCUGGAAGAACUCUAUCCAAAUCAAAACGAGUACCUUCAAAUAAUAGACAUGUUAGUCGUGGGGACCUUUUUGUGGGUAGAGGUGAAGAUGCAAACGGGUCGUUUUCGGAAGAAAAUGCCAUUCACUUUGACGAGAAUAAGAAUACAAUUUUGUCCAAUUUCGAAGAGUGGAUAAAGCUAUCAACCGACAAUAAGAUUACAUCGAAAAAUUCGUGGCAAUUCGCCUUGAUUGAUUACUUUCACGACUUGAAUGUUAUAAAGGAUGGAGAAAACAUUAAUUUCCAAAGGGCAUCUGCAACUUUGGAUGGGUGUGUCAAGAUUUAUCUGAGUAGAGUGGAGUCUGCGGCCACUGAGACAGGUCGGUUGUUAAGUGGAUUAGCCACCAAGAAGGGUCAGGAAGCGAACGAGAACGGAGAGGGCAACGAGGAUCAGCUCAGUGAGUCGGAGGAAGCAAACGACUCACAAAUGGGCGUUGGUGACUCUAAAAGGAAGAGAAAAAUAAAUAGGGUUCUUGAAUCUACUUUGGUACCGUUUGAAACAAUAAGAAUUAGAAAAUUGGACCAGGAGUUGGCUAUUGAUCCGUUAUUCAAAAAGGCGUUGGCGGAGUUUGAUGAAGGCGGGGCUAAGAGUUUAUUGUUGAACACGUUAAAUAUUGAUUCUUCUGGUAGAGUUGUAUUUGAUGCAACAUCUAACCCUAUCAAAGAUGAAUCUGCAGAACCGAGUCCCAUAUCGCAGGAGAGGAUACAAGGAACUGAAAUUGAACCAGAUAUCUCUACAUUACAAAAUUUUAUUUUCAAGAAUCCUGAAGAGUUAGAUGAUUUGACCAUAUGUCCAUCCUUGGAUCAACUAGACGUGGUGCUUGCAGAUGUCAAUAAGGCUAAGACUAUAUUAAGUGAUGUAAACAACAAGUUUCUGCACGACGAACAAAACGACGACGAAUUUGCUGAUAGAAAUAGAGUUAACGAUGAAGUGGACCUUGAAUUCCCUAACUAUGAUGAUGAUGAUUUUGGUGAUGUAAAUGAGGGAAAUUUUGAUGAUGAAAAUAACGAACAACAAAAUAAAGAAUUUAAUGAAACCAUAUCAGAACAGAUGGUGGGUAAUACAGGGAAUGUCAUGACCUCGGCUGCAAGUGCCAAGCUCCUUGAUGUCGAUCUUAUGGCGUAUUUUGAUGAAAGAAUGAAAACCAAUUGGAGAGGGCCAGAACAUUGGCGUGUUGCUGCGAUUAAAAAAUCAAAACGUGUAGAAGAUCCAACUAUCAAGAAGGAAACUAAUGUAUCAGAACAAGCACAAAAGAAGAAACAGUCAAUAAUCAUAAAUUUUUUUGACGACGAUGACGACGAUGAUAUCGAAGAUAAAUUAUUUGAAACCCCUAAAAACUCAUUAUCAACAACCAGGAAACCCGACGGAAGAACGAACGAAAACGCUAAUAGACUUCCCGAAGACAUCCAGUAUAAUUCGGUCAGACUUACAAACUUAUUUAUGAAACCUCAGACUUCCAUUUUAUACUUUCCAAAGAAGGAUAUACUGUCUUCACCAAACCAUUCAAAGCCACUUACGGACGAAAACUUCUUUGCCAACCAAUACCAUCAGAACCAAGAGAACGACAGAAUGUCUACAUCGAUGCGCCAAGCUGAACUUGAAGACCUUGACGAUUUUGGUAACGACGACGAUUUCGGAGGCAUAGAUUUCAAUGAUGCAUUGGAAGGUGGCACAAUUUUAAGCGGGGCCGAUCCCGACAAAACAGGAGGAAUGGCAGGUGGAACACAAUUGAUUACUGGUGGUAGAAAAGUGCGACCAGAAUACGUCAAUUUCUCCCGGAUGGCAAAAAGAGUUGAUGUCAAACUUUUGAAGGAUAAUUUGUGGAAUAGCUUGAAGCCGAAGAACGGACCCACAACAGAUGAUUUACAGCCUAAGGAAGAGCCCCGUUCUCCUACCGAGGAUACUAAAACGUUCGGAGACGUAGUUACUUCCGUUGGUAAGUUGUACGGAUCGGAUGAGAAAAAGGAUUUAUCUACAAGUUUUUGCUUCAUUUGCUUACUUCAUUUAGCAAAUGAGCAUGGCUUUGAUAUAGCUCCAAACGAGGCUCACGAUGACUUGGCAAUCACUGGUAUAUAG
This is a messenger RNA of Debaryomyces tyrocola, 2226 nucleotides long. Lineage: Eukaryota; Fungi; Ascomycota; Pichiomycetes; Serinales; Debaryomycetaceae. The record is from the annotation of a GenBank genome assembly.